Molecule: messenger RNA, 1952 nt
Organism: Acanthisitta chloris (rifleman)
Lineage: Eukaryota; Metazoa; Chordata; Aves; Passeriformes; Acanthisittidae
Gene: SEMA5A
Product: sema domain, seven thrombospondin repeats (type 1 and type 1-like), transmembrane domain (TM) and short cytoplasmic domain, (semaphorin) 5A
Exons: 12
Molecular function (GO): protein binding
Source: RefSeq, a predicted model, not a curated record
ACUAUGGCACUAUUAAGAAAGUGCUUGCCCCAAUGAACCAGACUUCAAGCAGCUGCCUGCUCGAGGAAAUUGAACUCCUGCCGAAAAGUCAGCGAGAGCCCAUCAGGAGCCUUCAGAUCCUGCACAGCCAGAGUGUCCUUUUCGUGGGCCUUCAGGAACAUGUGAUUAAGGUUCCCCUGAAGAGAUGUCUCUUUUACAAAACAUACAGUGCAUGCAUUGGAUCCCAAGACCCUUAUUGUGGCUGGGACAUGGUGAUGAAGAAAUGCACAACGCUGGAAGAAAGUCUGAGCAUGAGUCAGUGGGAGCAAAGCAUUACCGUGUGUCCAAUGAGGAAUCUGACAGUGGAUGGACAUUUUGGAACAUGGUCACAGUGGAAGCCUUGCACCCACACUGACGGUGCCAGUGUCGGCUCCUGCCUCUGCAGGACACGUGUGUGUGACAGUCCUGCUCCUCAGUGUGGAGGUUGGCUGUGUGAAGGACCAACCAUGGAGAUUGCCAACUGUUCCAGAAAUGGAGGCUGGACACCAUGGACUUCUUGGUCACCUUGUAGUACCACUUGUGGAAUAGGCUUUCAAGUUCGGCAGCGUUCCUGCAGCAAUCCAACCCCUCGACAUGGAGGACGUGUCUGUGUGGGGCAGAACCGUGAGGAGAGGUACUGCAAUGAGCAUUUGUUGUGCCCCCCUCAUGUGUUUUGGACAGGCUGGGGUCCAUGGGAGCGCUGCACUGCUCAAUGUGGUGGAGGGAUCCAGGCACGGCGUAGGACAUGUGAAAAUGGUCCUGACUGUCCUGGCUGCAGCGUGGAAUAUCAGCCUUGUAACACCAACGCCUGCCCAGAGUUAAAAAAGACAACUCCUUGGACACCUUGGACCCCAGUCAAUAUUUCAGACAAUGGUGGCCACUACGAACAACGUUUCCGAUACACCUGCAAAGCUCGCUUGCCUGACCCAAAUUUGCUAGAGGUGGGAAGGCAAAGGAUAGAAAUGCGUUACUGUUCCAGCGAUGGCACCAGCGGAUGCUCGACAGAUGGAUUGUCAGGGGAUUUCUUGCGUUCUGGACGAUACUCUGCUCAUACCAUCAAUGGUGCCUGGUCACCCUGGUCUCCAUGGUCUCAGUGCAGUCGCGACUGCAGUAGAGGUAUACGGAAUCGCAAACGGGUCUGCAGCAAUCCUGAACCCAAGUAUGGAGGACUUCCUUGCCUUGGCCCAUCUCUAGAGUACCAGGAAUGCAACAUUUUGCCUUGUCCAGUGGAUGGAGGUUGGUCUUGUUGGUCAUCUUGGUCAAAGUGCUCAGCAACUUGUGGAGGAGGACAUUACAUGAGAACUCGCUCCUGCACAAACCCAGCACCAGCGUAUGGAGGAGAUAUCUGCCUUGGUCUGCACACUGAAGAAGCACUCUGCAACACACAGCCCUGUCCAGACAACUGGUCUGAGUGGUCCAAGUGGUCCGACUGUGACUCGUCUGGCCUCCAGACCCGCAGCCGUCAGUGCAUCGUUUUGUUUCCUGUGGGCAGCCAGUGCACAGGCAACACCACAGAGAGCCGAGCCUGCACUCUGGACUCCAACUUUAUACCAGAAAUAUCUGUGGCACGAUCCAGCAGCAUAGAAGAGAAACGAUGUGGCGAGUUCAACAUGUUUCACAUGAUUGCAGUGGGAUUAAGUAGCUCAAUACUUGGUUGCCUUCUUACCCUGCUUGUUUACACUUAUUGCCAACGAUAUCAGCAGCAGUCCCAUGAUGCUACUGUCAUCCAUCCAGUAUCACCAGCUCCUCUAAAUACCAGCAUUACCAACCACAUCAACAAACUGGACAAAUACGACUCUGUAGAAGCCAUCAAGGCAUUUAACAAAAACAACCUGAUUCUGGAAGAGAGAAACAAAUACUUCAAUCCACAUCUUACUGCAAAGACUUAUUCUAAUACCUAUUUUACAGAUUUCAAUAAUUAUGAUGAGUACUAA